AUGAAAGCACCAGAUUUAGUCAAAGACAAGGCAACAAAUUACGUAAUCCGUAGACGCGUCUACGGAUUCGUAGCGAUAUUGUCUCGCUACGAACGGCCUCAAGGCAGGGCGCGUGGAGUCGCGAAGCCAGUGGAGUGGGGCGUUGCUAAACAAAAACACGUAUACGCAGUGGCGAGACGCGCGAUUGGCUGCGGCGGGCACAGCCCUCGAGAGCGUGCGCUCGCCGCCGACUGCCACUCCCGCAUUCGCUGUUUGCGCGCCAACAUGUGUAGUGGCGCCGACGGAGCACCCUGGCCGCUCGGCAAGGACGCGCCCGCGGUCACCGCCGCAGCUCUCGAUCAUUACCGCCUUCAACUCUACAAUUAUGCUGUCGCUGAACGUCUUAGGCUCUAUCCACCGACCGUCGCACCGUGCUAUGGGCCCUACGCACCUCGGCUCGCCCUGUCGAUGUCUCUGCUUCAACAACGUGCGCUCCAGCCUGAAGAACCGAAACCUCAGCACAGUUACAUCGGUCUCAUCGCGAUGGCAAUUCUCAGCUCACCGGAACGAAAAUUAGUGCUUUCCGACAUUUAUCAACACAUUUUGGACAAUUACCCGUACUUCCGCACCAGAGGUCCUGGGUGGCGAAAUUCUAUUCGUCAUAAUCUAUCUCUGAACGACUGUUUCGUGAAAGCCGGCAGAUCCGCAAAUGGCAAGGGUCACUACUGGGCUAUCCAUCCGGCUAAUAUUGAUGAUUUUAGAAAAGGUGAUUUUCGAAGACGCAAAGCGCAACGAAAAGUGAGGAAGCAUAUGGGUCUCGCUGUGGACGACGAUGGUGAAGAUUCUCCUUCACCACCUCCACAAUCACCGCCGCCAACGGCGUUGCCUUUACCUUUUUGGGGUACGGGGCGGCUGCCAGGAGGCGUAACGGCACGAAAGCGGCAGUUCGAUGUGGCUUCGCUGCUUGCGCCAGACGAUGCACCCGAAAAACGGGUGAGGCGCGACAGCAGCGGUGAGGAGGAGCCUGAAGAAGAUAUCGAUGUGGUGGCCAGUGACCAAGAGGAACGAACUGCGGAGGAACAACCUCAGUAUCCGCUGUUAGGCGGUUGGUGGCCUCUAGAACCAGCGCUACUUCAACAGUUGCGACGGCAUGCGCCGCCAGCGCCUCCCAGCCCUGUCGACCAGCAGCGUCCACCCGACACAUAG
Diatraea saccharalis (sugarcane borer) is the source of this 1185-nucleotide messenger RNA. The record is from the annotation of a GenBank genome assembly. Lineage: Eukaryota; Metazoa; Arthropoda; Insecta; Lepidoptera; Crambidae.